Messenger RNA from Rhododendron vialii, 446 nucleotides. RefSeq lists its product as uncharacterized. The transcript has 3 exons. NCBI's taxonomy places the organism in Eukaryota, Viridiplantae, Streptophyta, Magnoliopsida, Ericales, Ericaceae. The coding region runs from base 96 to 446 and encodes 116 amino acids. The record is from RefSeq and is a predicted model, not a curated record.
AUAAAUUGGUUUAAGUUUGAGUCGGUUUAUAUUUGUGAAGUACUCCAUCCAGAUUCAUAUAUUUUUUGUAUCAUGUUUUAGAUAUUUCUUAAUGCAUGAUACCUAUUUGUUUAAAGGAGGAACGAAAUGUUGAAGCAAAAGUUGUGGAAAAACGAAAGGCAAACUCUAUUGGCAAGGGGAAACAAAAGUCUACAUGUUCGAACAAUAGAAAAGAAAAUGCCUCUGUUGAUCUUCUUCAUCAUAGAAAUGGAGUUGUAAUCCAUGAUGAACUGGAGAUUCGUAUUCGUCAGGAGAAAAGAAGGCCAGAUGCAAUAGUUGUGGAAAAACCGAAGGGAACCUCUAUGGGUAAGGGACAACAGACUAGAACAUAUGCAAACAGGGGUGAAGAAAACUCCAUGGUACGACUCUUUGACAAUUUACUGAAACUCUAUAAAAAUGGAACCUGA